AUGCAACACAGACAGCUUUUUUUUGACCUCACGAACUGCAAACUCAGACAAUAUUUUCCAUCUCAGGAACUGCCACACAGACAAAAUUUUCCCUCUCACGAACUGCUACUGAGACAUUUUUUUCUUUCCCGAACUGCCACACAGACACCUCUUUUCACCUUCACGAACUGUCACUCAUACAACUUUUUCCCCAAUCACGAACUGCAACACAGACAUUUUCCCCUCAUGAACUGUCAAACAGACAACUUUUUCAACCUCACGAACUGCCACUCAAACAACAUUUUCCAUCUCAUGAACUGCCACUCAUACAACUUUUCUCCUCAUGAACUGACUCACAGACAUUGUCUCUAUCACGAACUGUCACUCAGACAACUUUUUUCAUCUCACGAACUGCCAUUCAGACAACUUUUUCUCCCCUCACAAAUUGCCACUUUGUUUUCAACACUAUCAUAUUCUGUUCAUUAUCUAUCUAAUUUUGUACAUUAUCUAUCUAUCUAUCUAUCUAUCUAUCUAUCUAUCUAUCUAUCUAUCUAUCUAUUUUAUUAUAGCAAUAAAGAAAUGACUUAA
Messenger RNA from Acanthosepion pharaonis, 567 nucleotides. The record is from the annotation of a GenBank genome assembly. Lineage: Eukaryota; Metazoa; Mollusca; Cephalopoda; Sepiida; Sepiidae.